CUGGGUCUUUGAAAUAUCUCACUGCAACGUGCCUUACCUCUGCCUCCCAAGGACAGGGAAGACGCUCUGCUCUGGCUCCCCUUAGUGAGACUGAUUGAGGGCAGAGUCACUUGAACUGCCUCUUGGGAUGGAUAUCACCCGCCUACUUCUGGCCACCCUACUGGUCUUCCUAUGCAUCCUCGCUGCUUACAGUCAUCUGGCACCUGAGGAGGAGCCCAGAGAUGACGGGAGCCUAAGGAGCAACUCCUCCAUGAAAGUACUGGAUAUCCCUUCUGUCUCUAUUGUGGCACUGAACAAGAAAUCCAAAAAGAUCAGCAGAACAGAAGCAGAAAAGAGGACAAGAUCUUCCAAGGCCGAGACGAUAAGCACGGCAGGCAUGGCCAGUUCCAGCAGCCCGGCAUUUCCCCUACAGAAAAAGGCUCCGAUGAAGAAGGUAGCGCGGCCCCGGCCCCCUCCGCCCACGCCCUGCGUGGCCGCCCGCGACAGCUGCAAGUCGCCGUCGCCACCCUGCUGCGACCCGUGCGCCUCCUGCGUGUGCCGCUUCUUCGGCAGCGUCUGCUCCUGUCGCGUACUCAACCGCAACUGCUGAGUGCGUCCACUCUCGGCUG
Molecule: messenger RNA, 608 nt
Organism: Marmota monax (woodchuck)
Lineage: Eukaryota; Metazoa; Chordata; Mammalia; Rodentia; Sciuridae
Gene: Asip
Product: agouti signaling protein
Exons: 4
Coding region: 128-589 (153 amino acids)
Biological process (GO): hormone-mediated signaling pathway; melanosome organization; positive regulation of melanin biosynthetic process
Cellular component (GO): extracellular region
Molecular function (GO): neuropeptide hormone activity; melanocortin receptor binding
Source: RefSeq, a predicted model, not a curated record